Molecule: messenger RNA, 3635 nt
Organism: Megachile rotundata (alfalfa leafcutting bee)
Lineage: Eukaryota; Metazoa; Arthropoda; Insecta; Hymenoptera; Megachilidae
Gene: Zip99C
Product: Zinc transporter Zip99C
Biological process (GO): intracellular zinc ion homeostasis; zinc ion transmembrane transport
Cellular component (GO): membrane
Molecular function (GO): zinc ion transmembrane transporter activity
Source: RefSeq, a predicted model, not a curated record
UAACGCGCAUUAACCGUUGCGUCGAUGUGCUGAUCGUGUGAGAUUGCAUGCUGUUUCUUAACCAAAAAGUCAAGCGAAACAUUCAAGAAAGUAAACGCAACGCGUCUCUGAUCGUUGAUCAGUGUACUCUACACUUGUUCGCACGAAAACACGUCGAAUCCAAAACGUACAUAACCAAGAAUAGACGAAGAACACAAACCGAGGAGAUCCGGAACGACUUGAAGUACGUUCUGUGUCGUUGUGCAAUCGUGUUUAUCAUUUGUGGCGGGUAAAAGUGACCGCAAUAUAUUCACGAAAAAAGUGUACAAAUUCGUUAACAAUCAACGAUACGAAGGAAAAAACCGGCUGAUGAUUCGAGGGACGAACGUCACUGACAAUUGUGUUCUUAUCUCGAUGGUAUGAGAUACUAUCGCGUCGAAUGACCAGCAGAAGUUUAACGGUAAAAAAUCACAACAGUAACAGUAUAAAAGACGGAAAAACGAUUGAAACACAAUUAGAUUUGAUCUCGUGCCGUUACAAUUAUUUUAGCACGUUUAUUGUCGAUGAUCUGUUCUUGGCAUUCUUGUAUCUUGCAUUGCCACGGUAUGAAAUAACAAAAGGCUUGAUUUGAUCGACGAAACCGACAACGGUAGAGGCGGCGACCGUCUGAUUUGUAGCGUCCGUACUCAAUCCUCAGUGUAGGUUAGUCGGGCGCUCGGUUUGUCGUCUCGACGAUUUCCCAAACGCUCAUUCUUAGUAUCAGUAUUUUUCUCGUGAUAAACGAGAUCUUUAUCUCUGAAAAGUUUGACCUGCGUAAGUGCCAUUUCUGUAUUACUAACCAGGAUUAAGAUACAAUUGUACCUUCGGAGUUCCGAUACCAACGAGGGGUUGUCUUAAGAUAAACAAACUGUGACUAAAUAUAAUAGGGACUAAUAGUGACUGUACGGUCAUUGCAUCCGUACCAAUCUCGUAAAGAGCACCAAUAUACUUUGAGAAGAUUAUCGGGAAAAGGACCGAAGCGCUUAAUUUUUGACAAGCGAAAGUGUUCGAUAAGCAACGCACAAACAUGGCGGCAAACAUGUGCACUCAACAGAAUUGUACCGACUCCUUCGAAUUUCUAUAUGAAAUGAUCACGGAGGACAUGUGGACACCAUGGGAAACCACGAUACAAUAUCUUGAACAAACUCCGUGGCUGUUUUCUUUGAUCGGUAGUACUAUGAUCGGAUUAACUGGCAUCUUCCCUCUGCUGGUCAUCCCCAAUAUCGAGGAAGGCGCCAAUUUAAAAACAGGAGCAAGCGCUGGCACGCUGAAAGUAUUACUGAGCUUCGCAGUCGGUGGUCUUUUGGGCGACGUUUUCCUCCACCUUCUACCGGAAGCAUGGGAGAACAGUUCAAUGAAUAAAGUAACCGAAAAUGGACAUCCGUCGAUGACUUGUGGCAUGUGGGUACUUACUGGCUUCCUAGUAUUCGUCAUAGCGGAAAAGCUGUUUGGCUUCGAGGUGGAAGAAGAGCCCGAAGAUGCGUCUGCGAAGGGGACUGAAGUACACGAAGAGACCAGCAUCGAAGACGAGAAGGAAAUGGAGAACAACAAUUGUAUCACGUUAAUAGGAGGGAAUCCGAAAAAUGGUUUCUCUAACACAAAGACUGAUUUCACAAAGGCUAUGAAUGAGUUGCAGCCGUUUUUGGAGAAGAAGAACGGCUACUCUCACCUGUCGAAUGGUUACAAAGAUACUCACAAGAACGGCUUUGUUACCAACGGUAUCAAGCCAGAACUAAUGUGCACCAAGUUCUCAAAUACUUUGGAAGGUUUGUUGUUAAGCGACGCAAAAGAUUGCUUGAAGAAAUUGGCGAAAAGCAACGGCUUUUCGAUCAAGUCGUCCAAGAGUAACGUGCCUACGGACAUAAAAACUGCGACAGACAAACCUAAACACAUAACCGGUUACCUUAAUCUAGUAGCCAAUAUCAUAGACAACUUCACUCAUGGCUUGGCCGUGGGUGGUUCUUUCCUGGUUUCCUUCCGUUUGGGAGUUCUUACUACUUUUGCUAUUCUCAUACACGAGAUACCUCAUGAAGUUGGUGACUUCGCUAUUCUGCUACGCAGUGGAUUCAACAGAUGGGAUGCUGCGCGGGCGCAGCUUCUCACUGCUACCGGUGGCAUUUUUGGCGCCAUGACUGCAGUAUGUUUUUCUGGCGGUGAAGUGGGUGCAAAAACAAGUUGGAUAUUGCCUUUCACAUCGGGUGGCUUUUUGCAUAUUGGACUGGUAACCAUCUUGCCUGAAUUGCUUAAGGAACCUUGUCCAAAGGAAUCUUUGAAGCAGUUGGCCGCGUUAUUGUCCGGUAUUCUCGUGAUGGCACUUUUGACGCUCCUUUGUGACUAGGAGUAGCUUGUUUUGGUCGAACCAAUGGUGGCACGUACCGAGCAUAGAUUUUUUUAAGGUUAGAAUGUCGGUACGUGCCAAGACACUAAUUCGAGUUUGCCAUAAAAGAAGAAGAGUUGUACCGUGUAAUACUUGUUGCUCAAUGAAGGUGAAUGUACGUCGUGAGACGGUGAGAACGAGGAACUAUGAUUUCGAACGCUGCGCGAAUAUAGUAUUUUCUUUCUUUUUCAAAUCGGCUAAAGGAAGUUUACGUUGUACGCGAGCGCAGGUACCUUUUUAAUGAUCGACCUCUUUUUAUAAUACGUUGCUUUUGUUUUUUUGAGAGCAGAAGUGAAAGAAUAAAAAGAAGUAUGUAUACAAAUUAUUUUUAUAUUUUCCGAUUGUUUACUAAGAAUCAUGUUAUUGGCACUUUGGUAUUACGAAUUUAUACUUGAGAUAUUGAUAUUGUUAUAAACAAUUGCAUAGUUUAUACAUGAUAAACUAUCGAAAAUAUGUAAAGAAACGAUUCCGUUUCUGAGAUAUCAACACUCUUUAACUUUGUUAUGCAGAAGUUCCAUGUGUGAAUCUAGUAUUAACAUAUGACUCUCGCGUUAUGAAUCGAAUCAUGUUGUAUAUAAUGUUUAUGCUUCCUUACUCAGUGUCUGAAAAAGAAGAAAGAUUUUGUAAAUUACACACAGGAUGUCAGUUUAGCCGACACGCGUACUCCGAAACGACAGAUGUAUAUUUUAAGUUCCUACACAGUCUUGUAAAUAAUGAAUCGAAUUUACUAUUUUAUCGUGGAAGUAAAAGAAAAAAAUGAUUACAGGUAAACAUACAAAAUUUAUAUGUCAGAUCGCGAAAAAAAUAAUCCAGUAAAAUGUCAUGUAAAGUCUGUAAAAUUGGUAUGUAGAUAUAGAUAUUAUAUUUAAUAAAAUCUGAAAAGUCGUGUAAAAUUAAGUAUUUUAGAAAAGUUGCAAGAUUACGGAUUAAGCGAGUCAUUGACCUAAAGGAGAUCCAUUUGUUCUCCAUAGUCUCAUGUAUUAUUCAAAGGUGCGUAUUUAAUGAAUCGCACAAAAACCAAUGUAAUCCUUGUACUUAAAGAAAACAAGGUAUUCUUUCACCAACAAAACACUUGACGCAUGAGGUAUUCUCUUCGAGCAUGUGUAAAUAAAGGUUCUAUACUUAUGAAGCUGGUUAAAUCAGCAAUUUGGCAAGUAUAUUUUCUAUAAACUAUGACUAAACAGAUUGUUCAUAUAUAAUCAUUAUAAUUUGUAAAUAAAGUAUGUUAUUCUAUAAAACA